Molecule: messenger RNA, 1875 nt
Organism: Spodoptera litura
Lineage: Eukaryota; Metazoa; Arthropoda; Insecta; Lepidoptera; Noctuidae
Biological process (GO): regulation of transcription by RNA polymerase II
Cellular component (GO): nucleus
Molecular function (GO): RNA polymerase II cis-regulatory region sequence-specific DNA binding; DNA-binding transcription factor activity; zinc ion binding
Source: RefSeq, a predicted model, not a curated record
AUUAAAUAACAUAACAUUUUUUAUUUCUUACAAUUAUGUAUCUACAUAUCUAAUUUCUAGUUAGAUAACUAAUGAUGUAGAUGAAAUUAAUAAAGAGCAGAAAAAGAUAUUGUAUUUGCCUUAGUAUUCCAUUCUCUCUAUCUCAAUCUGCCAUUGGAAUAAAUACAGAGAUGUCGUGACCUUGGAUAUGAAUAAUUAAUCGCGACUACCAAGCAACCCAGGACGCCGGGUUUGAUUCCUGGGUUGGAUACCUACCUAGUUUCUAUACGGAGCCUGAAAUUAUGCCCGGUUUAUGGAAACUUUUCCUUUGUUACAAAGGAGUCAUAACAUAAUUCGUAGAAAAUUGGUGUUGUACUUAUUGAAUUUCAGGUCUGGUUUUAGAUGAAAAAAAAAAGUGUCUAGUGGGAAGGUAUCCGAAGUUGACGAAGUAUAGCGUAACACCAGAGACUAUAGACUUGCUCUUUAUCAAUGUGACGUUGACAUUUCUAUGAUAACAUUUUGUAAACAAAUACAAAAAUAUACGAAAUGUAAGUAAACAAAAAAUAAUCAAUUUUCUAAAGUAGUGCGAUGUCUGGCUCAUAUUUCAUGCUGAAAUUCUUGAAAAAUAUACGACUUAAGAAACAUCGUCAGUUACUGCAGGAAAAAAAUCCUUUUGAUAGUCGUGAUAAUGAUGUAAAAAUGAUCAGGACCGGUAAUAAAUGCAGAAUAUGUUUGAAAGAUGGUAUCAAACCAAUUUUUUCAUCAAAUAGUAACUUCAAUAUUGCAGAAGCAAUACGAACAUUUGGGGGCAUAGAAGUAAGUGAAAAUGAUGACUACCCAAAACAUUUAUGCACGACGUGCCAUAAUUUCCUUCAGAAUGCUUUGGCUUUUCGGAAAUCGGCUCAAGAAACUGAUACACUGCUCAGACAAAACACAGUUCUAGAUUCAGAAGAAGAAUCAGAUACAGUUAAUGGUGAUGCCGAUGAUAUCUUUGAACCAGAAAUACUUGAACAAAAACGUAACUCAUACACCUGCAAGCUAUGCAAUCUUAAUUUCAAAUCCUUUGAUGAAUUAUUAGCACAUAAACAAACAAAAAUUCACAAAAAAAUUCGUAUACAAUGCCCUUUGUGCUUCCGAUUAUUGACUGCUCAGUUAUAUAAAAAACAUUUAGCUAGGCACCAGUCAGCAUCGCAUCUAGUCUGUGAUAUCUGUGGCAAAUUGUAUCGUAAAGACAAUUUAGUCAGGCAUUUGCAGCUACACAGCUUUGAGCUGCCUUUUCAGUGCCAAGUUUGCCCAUACAGGGGACGAUUUAUGGAGUCCCUAAAGAUACAUAUGAGAACUCACACAGGUGACAAACCUUUUUCGUGUGAUAAAUGUGAAUUAAGAUUUUUAACUCGAAGCAAUUUGAACAGACAUCUAUUAACUCAUAAAAAAGAGAGGCCCUUUAAGUGCCCUGAAUGUGGAAGAGGGUUUUACACUAAAAGAGAUAUGGAUAUCCAUUUUAAGGCUGAUCAUGCUGGUCUUAAGGAUUUUGGAUGUACAAUGUGUGGUAAUAAGUAUGGAACCAGAAAGGCUCUUAUGCGACAUGAGCUGAGAGUUCAUAAGAGAGAUAAAAUGGCUAAGGGAAGAAUGCCAUUGUAUUUGCAAGCUGAGUAUCAGAAACCAGAUGAAGUUGUGGAGUGAAAAAUAAAAGUAAAACCUUAGUAGGUACUUAUUUUACUGAACACCUAUUUUACUUGUAGGUAGUUUGUUUCAGUAAUAUCAAAUGGUAGAUGAGUUGUAAGAUGAUACUUUUUGGUAUGUACCUAGUUGGCUAGAAGGAGUUUAACCCAUAAAUCCCCAAGCGGUCACCGGUGACCGCUUUCCACUAAUAUUACAUUACAUUAUAGACCUUAU